Molecule: messenger RNA, 4175 nt
Organism: Galleria mellonella (greater wax moth)
Lineage: Eukaryota; Metazoa; Arthropoda; Insecta; Lepidoptera; Pyralidae
Product: leucine-rich repeat and immunoglobulin-like domain-containing nogo receptor-interacting protein 2
Exons: 5
Coding region: 445-3195 (916 amino acids)
Molecular function (GO): protein binding
Source: RefSeq, a predicted model, not a curated record
GCCCUUUAUUUCUUUCUAGUGCUCGCCUCCGCCGUAGUGACAGCGUAUUUCAUUAUCAAUAGAGUAGAGAGCUUAUUCGUUUUAUUUAUGAAUUUAAUAUAUUAAAUUUUAUGCAAAUGUUAAUAGAGUAAUGUGUUUGUAAUUUGUGAAUAUCUACAAUGGAAUCUAACGUGUCUUAUUGGUGAAUGAAACGUGUCCCUGUGCAAGUAUGUACGGCUCAAUAGAAUCUGUUGUCAACACAAAAUAAACGUGUAUUAUGCAAGUUGGAGCAAAAUGUGGCCGUAUUAGGUAAAUGUCGCGUCGUUUAUGUGUAAAAGUAUUAAUGUGGCAGUGUUUGUGCCAUUCUUAUUGUGAUAAAGUGGUGUGUAAUCAUAAUAAAUGGGAAUGUUCUGGAGGUAGCAGCAGUUUAAUGAAAGUAAAUAAGACUAUGAGGGUUAUAAUAUAAUGCAGUGGUGGCACAAAAUAUUGGCGCUGGCAAUAAUUUGCACAGCUGUGGAGGCGGACACGUGCCCCUCCACAUGCAUAUGCACCAGUACCAAGCUCUCAUGCUCUGCCAAUGAAAUACAAGACAACAAACUUACCAGAACGGUACUCGCUAACUAUGGUCCUCGACUGCAAACAAUCACAUGGACAGAUUCAAAGAUAACCUUGUUAGAGCCACACUUGUUUGAUGGGUUACACCAUUUAGAAUACAUCGAUUUGAGUAGAAACGAAAUAAAAAGGACUGAACAUGGACUGUUUGCUAGACUGACCCGUUUGAAACAUUUAAACAUAUCGAGGAACCAUCUCGAUGACAUUCCUAGGUUUACAUUUGCCGACCUGGAAAAUCUGGAGGUUCUUGAUGUCUCACAUAACCAACUUCAUGUAAUACCAUUCCAGGUCUUUGGGCCAAUGAUUAGAUUGCAAUAUUUGGAUAUAUCACAUAAUAAAAUAGCCACAUUCUUAGAUUACUAUUUUAAUCCCAAUCGUCAACUAAAAAUGUUGUUCCUAAAUAAUAAUAGCCUAGUCAAAAUUACAAGUAAUGCUCUAGUCAACUUGAGGGAAUUAGAGACACUGGAUAUAUCUAGCAACAAAUUAGACUAUAUACCUAAAUCAAUGUUUGAUAACUUCCAACAACUUAGAGAGCUAAACCUGAGCUACAAUCAGUUUCAAAACAUAUCACAAGAUGCUUUUAAAAAUCUAAUAAACUUAAGGUGGUUAAAUAUGGGCGGUAAUAGAAUGAGGAUGUUGCCGCCAAUGCUCUUCCAACACAAUGAAAACUUGAAUACAGUCUACCUCGAGCACACAGAAGUAACGGUUAUAGAAAAUACUAAUUUCAAAGGCUUAAAUAAUCUACAGCGACUUUACAUUAGAGACAAUGUCUUUUUACGUGAAAUAGAACCUUUUGUUUUCCAAGACAUCCACACACUGACACACCUGGAUAUAUCUGCAAAUGCAUUGACAAAUCUACCAUUAUCUUUGAAUACACUUGAUGAAUUACAAGAGCUUAGAAUAGGUGGCAAUCCCUGGGCAUGUGACUGUCGAAUGGCCUGGUUCGCUGAAUGGGCUGAGAAGAGGAAAGAAAUUAUAAAAUCCGAUCUGAGCUGCAGAUUGACAUACCCGAACGACAUGCUGACUAUUCUGAACCACACCAACUGCAAACCACCUGAACUGAUCACCAGUAGUCCUCUAACCCUAUACAGGUUGCAAACAGAUGCAUUAUUAGAAUGUAAAUUCGCUGGAAACCCAGCACCUUCGAUAACAUGGAUCACCCCAACAAGAAACGUAUUCCAUUGGAACCCUGAGCCUCUUAUACCGGAUAUAUUCCACAAGCAUGGGGUGGCCCACGACGAGCACUAUCACGCCAUAGACAAUUCUAAAUCGAGAGUGCGAAUUCGUGAAGAUGGAUCACUAUUUAUACGAGAUAUCCACAGAGAAGACAGUGGGACCUACUUGUGUUAUGCGACAAACCCGUCAGCCAACGUAUCAGCGACGGUUGUUCUCAACAUAGACCCAAUGACCAUGUUUGAGAUAAAAAUGUAUAGUUUACUGUGCGGGGCGAUAUGCGCCGCGGGUUUCCUGGGUCUCACGUUGUUAGUACAGGCGAUGCGUUACAUAUUUUACAGGUUUCACCUCAUGGAGACGUGUUGCAGCUGCUGCACUUGCGUUAGCCGUGACGCGCCGCGCACGCGACAGAUAUACAGUAUGUUGGACAAUAUUGAACAAUACAAAAGGCAGCAAUUGGAGAAGCUGAGAGAAAACUAUGCUGUCCAAGUACACAGAAUAAAAGAAAACUGCACACAACAAAUGGAAUGGAUACAGAAUAGUUAUACCAGCCAAGCGAACCACUUGAGGAACAUCAGGGAUAUAGGGACAAAUCAUUUAUCUUCCAUGAGGGACCAGUAUUACGAUCAGGUGAAACGAGUGAGAGAAUACUCGACGUGCCAGUUGAACUGGGUGCGGGAAAACUACGUUUUCCAAAGGAACAAAAUAAGGAAAUUCAGCGCUCACCAGAUACUUAGAUUGCGGGAAUCAUACAAGUAUCAGCAGCAGACACUGAACAAAGUGUUGGAGAACCUGCCGAGCCUGUACUUCGAGAACUGCCGCAGCGGGUCCUGCGGGCGCAGCGACUCCAUGGCCUUCGACCCGGACGUCGAGGUCAUCGACAUGUAUCUCAAGACUAAAAUAGAGAAACUAUCGAAACUCCCGAACCCGAUCCCGGACGACGAGAGCAAGAUAUCCAUUUACUACACGCCAACGGAGAGGUCGUUGAACUCGAGGAGGAACUCCCCGAUCCCCAUCCCCGAGGGCAUCCACAUCAACAUGAUCGAGCGGGCGCCGCCGCGGCUGCUCGCCAUGAUCAAGCCGCUGCAGGCGGCGCCACCGCCGACCGUCGAGUCGCCGACGCCUCCGGGCUCCCCGUCGCCGACCACGUCCAAGUGCGGGAUGCCGGUGCGGCCGCCGGCGAAGUACAGGAGCGAGGCGGAGGCGGAGUCGAAGCCGUCGAGCGAGCCGCUGCUGGGCCGCGGGCGCGUGGCGGAGCGGCGCUGCCACCAGCUGGCGACGAGCGCGAGCUCGCCGGAGCUGGGCGCGGCGGCGGCGGCGGCGGCGGCGGCGGCGGCGGAGGAGGAGGAGGAGGAGCGUGCGGCGCGGCACUGCCAGGCGCGCGUGCUGCUGGCGGUGGAGCUGGCGCGGCCCGAGCGGACGCCGUUGUAGUGGCGGCUGCUGACGCGCGUCUUCAAGAUCUACGCCGUGUCGGGCCGAAGCCUCGCGCGGCAGCGCGCGCCCGCCAUGCAACUCUGUGAUUUUAGCGGCCACUCGCCCUCCUUCGUCUGAUGCUCGGUGUUCGCGGAACAUAUCUUGCCCGAUGUUUCCAUUGUCAAUAAUAUCCUAAGGUAUAUAACACUAGUGAGAGGGGCCGACGGGUACGGUCGGCCCGCUGCGGAUACCGCUUGUACUUCUAAGUAAGCUGUGAUAGACUAGAUUUGAAUUUACAUACGUUUAGCGAAAAUACAUUACUGUCUAGUAAUAAUAGGUGGUAAGGAGUGUACUGAAACAGUCUGUGCGUUGUUCGUGUAGUGAAUCGCGUGGACCGGAUUAAUUAAGCGUUCUAUGGGUAUUAGGUCUUGUAAAUACAUCUGUUUGUUUCAAUCAUUUUCCAUUUUGAUGUAUUUUUAGGAUAAAACUCUUAGAGCAUUAUGCAUUUUUUAUAUUGGUUUAACUUAAAUAGAUUAAAGUGAGAGGUAUAAGGAAGUUGUUACAAUCUUGUUCUAAUUGUUGCGAGGUUAUUGUACAUUGGUGUAUCCAACCACAGCCGGCGCGGAGGAGCGCUCCUCUGCUCGGUCCUAGCGUCUGUCCGUCGUAUCCAUCUGAUCUCAAUAACUGAACGAUAAAUAUACGGAUAUGCUAAUAUACUACUGUACUGUAUGUUGGUAGAUAACUCAUUCGUCAUCUAGUACAUGUAUGAAAUUUUAAACUUUAUCUAAUAGGAAACAUUAUGUAUACUUAUAUAUUUUGUGACAAUGUCGUACAGUGCGUUAAAUGAGUCUUGCAGUGAUAUGCCAAACAAUACAAUCCAGCAAUGAUUAUAUUAUAUAACGUUUCUUAAUAUAAAAUAUACAAAUAUUGUUGAACAUUUUCUAAAUAUAUAACAAGAGUAAGCGGCUAAUCAUGAGAAUAAAUUAUUUUUCAAUGUA